GAGGAUGACAUGGUUACUACUCCGGGGGGUCAGCAUCCUCAUCAACCCCGACAGCAAACGCGCUGCUCGCUGUGGAUGGCCACCAUACUUCAUCGACGAAGACACCGGUCUUCCAACACCAACGCCGGCUUCACCGGUACCGGCUCGGACUCCAUGGAAUCCGGCCUUCACCUUCCUCCCGAGCGUAGGCACCCUCAACGCUAAUAGUGGAGGAGGCGCCUUCUUCUCCCCUGGCAAGGGGGAUACCCCUUGGAAUUAAACCAGGAGAAGGGGCAAGGGGUCGGCAGUGCCCGUGGGGGCCUCGACCGGAGCGCCCAAGGCUAGGACGCUCUCAGCCGGCGCGCCCUCUGCUGACGCGCACGUGGCUGGUGCGCCCUCGGCCGAUGCACCCUUGGUCGGCGCGCCCUAGUUCGCCACCAUGGCUAGGAUGCUCUUGGCCGGCGCGCCCUCGGCCGGUGCACCCUCGGCUGGCGCGGCCACAUCGACUACGGCAAUGGAUGGAUCUCCACGGCAACAGCGGCGACGGCGGGUGGCGUCCAUUGGCGGCGGCGGUUACAGGGCGCCGGCAGCUGUAGGGCGAUUAGGGUUUCCCUGUCGCGCCUCAAAUAGGCCAUGCACCUCUGUUGGGUCGGCCUGCAAGGCCCAGCACCGUCUACCCUCCCCCUCCUUACUACGCCAUAGUUGGGUCGGUCCCUAGGCCCAAUGUCCGCCUCCCCCUGCGCCAAUGGGCUGACCUACAAGUUGGCCCAUCUAGCACUCCCAUACACAUUUACCUUUAUAUUUUUAAAGUUCAGUUCUAAAUUCGCAAGAAAACCUUUCAGUCUCCAUGUAAUUUAGUGCUGGUUUAUAAUAGUAUUUCGCUGUUUGUGAGCAUUUCAUUGUAUAAAUACCAUGACUUUAUCAAUGAUUAUGCCACUGAUAUUUUACUUG
Messenger RNA from Zea mays, 930 nucleotides. RefSeq lists its product as uncharacterized. Bases 419 to 697 code for a protein of 92 amino acids. The transcript has a single exon. NCBI's taxonomy places the organism in Eukaryota, Viridiplantae, Streptophyta, Magnoliopsida, Poales, Poaceae. The record is from RefSeq and is marked predicted.